This is a messenger RNA of Rosa rugosa (rugosa rose), 1384 nucleotides long. RefSeq names its product peptide chain release factor PrfB3, chloroplastic. The record is from RefSeq and is a predicted model, not a curated record. Lineage: Eukaryota; Viridiplantae; Streptophyta; Magnoliopsida; Rosales; Rosaceae. The transcript has 6 exons. Gene Ontology annotation, biological process: translational termination. Gene Ontology annotation, molecular function: translation release factor activity. Bases 93 to 1337 code for a protein of 414 amino acids.
AGGGAGAGAGGAAAGGAAGAACACUUGUCUGUCUCUUCUUGAUUGAUUCUUGUUCCUCUCUUCUUGUGUUCCGAAUAAGAAGAAGAGCUAGCAUGGCCGCCGAGUCCGCAUUCGUCAGAAAUGGCGGGAGAAGCAGCAGCGCCGCCACUGCUGCCUUAUUCGGCAGCUCAACGUGGAAACAUUCCAAGAGAAAGACCCAGCAGUCUCUACACACUCACUGCGCCCAUGACAAGAACAGGUUCUACAAACAAUUGGGAUUAUUUUCAUUGAAAAAGAAGAUUGAAGAUGCUGUUCUCCGAGCUGAGAUGUUGGCCCCAUUGGCACUGGAGCUUGAAGAAGGAAGACGGAAUGAGCAAGAACAACUGAUACGCGACUAUGACCUCUGGGAUGACACUGCUGAGUCCAAUGAGGUUCUUGCCAAAUUGGCUGAUAGUGUUAGAGUGGUUGACGCUCUCAGAGACUUGACAUAUAAGGCUGAAGAAGCAAAACUUAUUACACAGUUAGCAGAGAUAGAUGCUAUCAAUUAUGGGCUUUUUAGGCAAGCAUAUGAUGCAUCUCUGGAUAUGAGCAAGAUUUUGAAUAAAUAUGAGAUUUCCAAGCUUCUUAAGGGACCAUAUGACAUGGAGGGAGCAUGUCUAAUUAUAAAAGCUGGUGGCACAGGCUACCCUGAGGUUUGGGUAAAACAACUACUAAGCAUGUAUACCAAAUGGGCCAGAAAGCUAGGUUACAAAGGAAGGGUAGUAGAGAAGCAUUCUUCCACGAAUGGUGGCAUCAAGUCAGCAACUAUUGAGUUUGAACAUGAGUUUGCUUUUGGUUAUCUAUCAGGAGAGGCAGGUGUGCACUACAUCAUAAAUUCUAAAACUGGAUCUGCUGUGCACGAGGCGGCUAGCUCAGCAAGUGUGGAUGUUGUUCCUCUAUUUCUUGGACGAGCUUAUGACAUACAAAUUGACGAGGAAGAUUUAGUUAUUGUAUUGCCAUCAAAGCUUGAAGAAAAGCAGAGCCAAAAUGGUCCUUUAGUUUACAUUCACCAUAAACCCACAGGCAUAAGUGUCCAAUCAUCAGGUGAGAGGAGCCACUUUGCAAAUAAGAUGAAAGCCAUGAACCGAUUGAAAGCCAAGCUUCUCAUCCUUGCAUUGGAACAAGGAGUUAACAAGCCUAGUGAUAUUAAGAAAGAUGAGAUUGUCAAUGUGUGGCAAAAGGAGACUCGAAGAUACAUGUCUCAUCCACAUAAGUUAGUCAAGGAUGUAAAAACGGGUACCCAACUACCUGACCUUAUGUCUGUUUUGGAUGGAAAUCUUGAACCUCUUAUUGCUGCUCAUAUUAACAUAAGACAGUAAUGUGACAUGGUCUAGAUUUCUAACUUCUCUUUUUGAUGAAACUGCAA